AUGCCUACGAUUGAAGUUCUUCCUGUUGAAUCACUCAGCAGCGAAAAUAACAGUCGUAAAUAUUCAUCCACAACAGAAUUAUUCAAACAUGUAAAAUCAUCAAGUAGUGACCAUCCAAUAAUUACAGAACUGAUUACAAGUGGUUUAAGUGUAUCUAUAGCAAAUCUUAUAACACUACCAAUCGAUGUACUGAAAGUGCGUCUUCAAUUAGCUAAUGCCGCAAUGACAACAUCUCAAUCAAGUAUUAAAGCCGGUCUAAUAGAAACAACAAAAAACGUUUAUCAAAAAGAAGGUAUUCGUGCAUUUUAUUCCGGUUUUACACCAGCAAUUCUUCGUGGACUAUUCUAUGGUGGUGUACGCCUAGGAGCUUAUGGACCGAUAAAAAAUAUGCUUAAACGUCUAGUCAGCGAUGAUAACAAAUCAUCGAUAGUUUUUGCUCGAAAUAUUACAGCGGGCUGUUUAUCAGGCUCCAUGGCUGCUAUUACAUCGAAUCCGAUGGAUUUAUGCAAAACUAAAUUACAAACAAAAAAUACAAUAUAUAAAUCAUCCGCUCAUGUAAUUAAAGAUGUUAUUCAACACUAUGGAGUUAAAGGUUUAUGGGUUGGUACCGUACCGGCAGCUUUUCGAACAGCCGUUUUAACAGCAACACAAUGUGUCACUUAUGAUCAUGCUAAACGAUUUUGGAUAGAACUAACAGGUUGGAGUGAAGGUGUAAAAUUACAUUUAGGUGCUUCAUUGAUAACUGGACUUGUGACUACAACAGUGACAGCUCCCCUAGACACGAUUAAAACCAAUAUGUAUGCAGCUGGUAAAUAUGGUUUUAGUGAACUUACAAAUAAAAUUGUUCAUAAGGAAGGUUUCCGAGGAUUGUUACGUGGUUGGUCAGCUGCAUAUGUAAGACUUGGGCCACAAACAGUUGUCAUAUUUAUUGUCAUGGAAAAAUUACGUCAAUUUUCCGGUCUUUCAGCACUGUAA
Molecule: messenger RNA, 975 nt
Organism: Rotaria socialis
Lineage: Eukaryota; Metazoa; Rotifera; Eurotatoria; Philodinida; Philodinidae
Source: the annotation of a GenBank genome assembly